This is a messenger RNA of Caenorhabditis auriculariae, 8674 nucleotides long. Lineage: Eukaryota; Metazoa; Nematoda; Chromadorea; Rhabditida; Rhabditidae. The record is from the annotation of a GenBank genome assembly.
AUGCUGAUUCCGUCGAACAAUGCGUUCUUCGUGAGCCCGACAAGAGCCGCAACGGCGAUGAACGCCUCGUUGCUCCAGCAGUAUUCUCCUGUUUUCCACCACCAAGGGGUCGUGAAGCCGCAGCCGACGCAGUUGCCACAGACGCAUCACGUAAGGCUCGAUUUAAUUAAAACAUCCGCUUGCAAAGUGCCUGAGUUUAACGAGAGACAGGCCUCUCAAAAUUGUCCCUCGAGAAUGUGUCUUUACCGCUUUCAACCGUUGGAGCUUUUUUGAAGCCUGAAUCACUGACGUCACUCUUGUUUCAUCUCCAAAAUCUCAUAUUUACUGCGCUGUUUGCGUUUAUCCAAGAUAGUCUUCAAGCAAACUGUUUUAAGUAUUCAAAUUGCAGAAAACCGCAGUUUCGUGUGAAAUAUCCCUUCUUCUCCUGGUUUUUAAAUUAUUGUCUCUUUUUUUCUAUAACCAAACAUUAAAGAUUUAUUUAAAUAUGAACGAGUGAAAACAAAUCUUACGAUCCGAUGACUCCUUCACUUUUUUUUUUUCAAAAACGACUCAACAAAAUAUUCAAAACUUCCAAUGUUCCUUUUUUGGAUCUUUAUUACUUGUUAUCUUAAGUUCGUUUCUAUUUUCUUGUGGAAAGUUUUGAUGUAGUUAUUGGAAUUUUGCAUAAUAUGCUUGUUAAAGCCUUAGAUAGUUUCCAUUAUCACAGUUUUCUCAAACUUUGGCAGUUGUCCAACAACUUAAAGAUCUAUUGAGCACCUUUUUUUUUGGGAAUAAUCAUACUUUGUGAAACGUUUUUGAUUGGACAGCGGAAUCAGUCUCAUAAAAAACGUAGGGAACAUUUGGAAGCUCAUCAUUUGACUGGCUGCCUUUCGCGUUUCUUCGCAUUCGGAGUCGGCCACUUUGAAAACAAGAGACUUGUGAAUAAUUCAUGCUUGAUCUCGUUUGAGCUGCCAUCCGUCCUGUUUUGAAAGCGAUCGUACGUGACGCCCUACUGUGAGGGUCUCUUGUUUUGUUGCCUGAAUGCGCGACCCCAUGGCGCGGCAGGACGUGAUUGAUCGGCGAAAAGGUGCACCGGGAGCGGUGACAUGCUUCUACACUCACGCUCACGGAUCCACCGCUCACACUCCGUGUGAACUUAUUUUUUGUGCCUAUGAAAGAAGAAAUUCAGAGAAAAAUAAUAUUCUGAGGCCUCGCUCUAUUCCCGGGGCUGACAAAGACUCUGUCAUCAAAAUUUCUAAUUUUUCCAAAAAUUUUUUCAAGUUCUUUCGAAGCUUCUAAUGAAAGUUUUCCAUAGUUGCUACGUUUAUUGACUUCGAGAAUAUCCUCUCCAGCCUUUCUGUAGACGAAGUAAUUGAGAUCUGCAGUAAUAAUAAAGAAAUUAACUAGACUGUCCUGAUUUUUGGAGGACUUGCUCUUUUCGCGACCUUCUUGAUUGAAAACAGUUACGAAAACCGACCGAUAGUUCUUCCAUAAUCCCAUAAUAUGAAGGAAUAAUUGCUCUAAAGACUGAAUAAAUGUUUAAUUUCACAUAAUAUAGAAAGCUCAAGAUCUUUUAAAUUUCCGAAUCUAUGUAAAAUCGCUCCUUUCAUGUCGUUAUUGAAAACUUCAUCAAAACUUUCAUUGACAAUUUUACAAAAAUUCCUAAUUCAGAAUAUGCAAGCCCUCUACCAAUUGGCGGGCGCUUCGGCUCAGUCGUUCCACGGACAGCCGCUGCAGCUGAGCCAGCUCGUCCAAGGCGGAAUGCCGCCGCUUCUGCAGCAACUUCAGGCCGCCCAACAGCAGCAGCAGCUCGCAGCUGUCUCCGCAGGUUCGUUCCGAGUUGGAUAACGAGUUUCCCCUGUCGUCGUUUGUAGAGUGUGAUUUUUCUUGUAAGCUAUCCGUUCUCGGAAGUUGUGAAAUAUACUUUACUAAGAGAUGUGGAAAGAUUUUUUUUAUUUUAGAAAAAAAUCAGAGAGAGUAUGAAAUUGAGAUCAAAAAGUAAUAAUUUAGAAUUUACUGUGACUUAUCAGAGAUUUACUUCAUUAUCUGAUUUUUUUAAUUUGAAAUUUUUCAAAGACAGAAAACUUUUUGGAUUGGAAUUAGAGUACAUAACAGCCAAAAUCCAGCAUAGUAACACCUUUUUGAAUUUUUUUUUGUUCUUGUGAAGGUUCCAAAAAUUUUUCCGAUUUUUUUAAUCUUCAAAAAUUUUCGAACAGUUCGAUCAUCAUAUUGAAAUCUUAAAAGAUAAGUUCCGAAGGCUAUAAAAGCCUCAAGGUUGGCGAUUAUUGAUUUCGGCCCAUUGGAUCAAAUGGUAGCGUUUUCCUGCUGAAAAUGUGGAACAACACGCGAAAACCGCUUUGGGUUGGCUUCUAUAGGAGGAGGCCGUCUGGAGGGGAAAACGAUGCAAAUGAGGAAAAUUCGUCAAUUUCUGUUCUCAAGCACUGCAAGCCACCUGUUUUUGCCUCGUUUUUUCCUGUUUUCGUCGUUUUUUUUGUCUGGCCAGGUCUUUUUUCACCAAAAAAAGUUUGAGUUCGAAGGAUGGUUUAUUAUUGCCCCAAGUCAAAAAGGAUGAAACAAUUCGUUAUCAAUCAGGUGUUUCCGUUGUAGACAGGAAAUUGUCAAAAGGCAUGAUACGAGCAGCUUACAGUAAUCUAAGUUAAUUUGAACGUUGAGACGCGGUUUGAAGGCAAAAAAAAAUGUGGCCGCUCAGAUUUCCGCCUUUUUUCUCUCAAAAGAGCGCCAUGUGUGCCGUGCCCGACCGUUCCAAUUUGCUUUUGACGGCCCCACGUGUGUGCGGAGCACGGCGCAACUGUGGGAACAUUUCGCAGCGCUCCGAAAUAUUCGAGUUUCUGAGAAUUCACUGGAAAAGAUUGCCCGAUUUGUAGGCCAGACAGCAGGCAGGAAAUAUUUGUACCCAGCUUCAAAAUGAAAUUGAAUUCUAAGAAACCCUCCAGUGUCACAAUUCGCAACACUAUUCUAAAUCUAGUUCUCAAGAGCAGGAACUACAGAAAAAUAGUGUUUGAAAAGUGAACAAGGAAAAUUGCUCUAAACUUUGAUAGAAACUAAUGGUUUUUGCUGCUUUUGACAUCUUUUCUUAUCAAACAAAGCCAAAUCAAAAUUUAAGUAAACAAGUUUUUUUCUUAAUUUUCCUUCAACUUUACCAUAAAAAAAAAGUUUAUUUCAGACAGGUCUUUGUAUUAGGAAAAAAUUGUAUUGAAACAGACCCUAAGCUAAAAACGUGGGAAUAUUUAUGAAUAAUCGUUAGGAAACUUAUAAAGGUGUGAGAAUAAGUGCAGCGCUAGCGGCAACAUGAAAAGUGAAGCGAGGCAGGUAAAGGUGUCUGAGUGUUCCGAUAGGACUCUUCCAGGCCGGUUGCCCUUAUCUUCCGAUCACAAAUGUGUAAGAUCUGAAAUUUCGCGCGCCGUUUUGGUAGAUUUGCCUCACGAUUAAGUCGACCAGACUGCACCGCCGCUUGGAACAGCCGCCCUUGACGUUUCCGUCCUUUUUCAAGGUUAUUUCUUGACUCGAGGUUUCGCGAGGGCCUUUAAAAGUAUGGCCUUUGAACUGAUUUUCGUGUGAGGUUUGUUGAUCCAAUCAGCAAAAAAACGGAUAUAGUUCUCUUAAUUCAGACUCAAAAAAGAACAGCAAUCCUUUUCAAGAGUUUUCUCGUAAAAAUCUAGGAAGACCGCAAAAAAAGAAUAUCAAAGACCUCCGUAUCACUGGAGCUUCUUAUCCCAUUAGGAAAGCUCCCAAACAAAAUUCGUUCUUCUCUUUCAAACAAGUUCUCCUGUUCUGAAAGCCGCUGAAACUAAACUUAAGGGGAAAAACAAAGAAAAAGCGCCGAUUUUUUCAAAAUUAUUUCUUUCAGGCUUUUGGCUCAAAGUUUUCGAAGUUUGAAAAAGUUCCAUAGAGAACCAAAGCAGAAGUCUAUAAUUCCAUUAAAGUUUUCUACAGUAUCGCUAUUACUCUUUGUACUUUCUUGUAAUUUUUUCCCCUUCCAAGUAGAUUGGUCGAUUUAAAUUUUUCUCUGUAUAGCGAAUAGAUCUCCCCUAAUUAUUUCACUAAACAGGAUGAGACCUAAAACGGCGACUGGGAAAAAAACUCGUAUCGAAAGCGUUGUUUUUGGUGGACGGCGCCACGAGAUCGUGUUCUAAUGAGGAUCGAGUUACAGCGAACCUGCAAUCUUCGCAGCAAAUGAUGAUCGCGGCGGCCUCGGGCAUCGCCUUGGGCAACCAGCUGGACAGUCAAGCCGUCGAGACGAAUAAAGUCAAGGUUUGUGACCCAUUCGACCUUUUACGACGGUUGUAGCCGUUCUUUUUCUCCUUUCCGACCAUCUGCCUACUUUUUUACGUUUUUGUAAAAAGAAAGGUAGGUCGCCAAUGAGGGAGCUCUUGACAAUAUAAGUAUAUGGUUUCCUACACUAAAAACGAAAAAAUACAUAAAUUUUCGGGUGAAGACGCUUCCCAAAUUAGUUGCCCCUACCUCUCUAUGGCUGCUUCUCUCACGGCUGCGCUCAUUUUGAGAAGCUUCAAAGCACCAAAAUAGUUGUUUCCUCUCAAUUUAUUUUCAUCUUUCGGGAAAACUUGAUCGAGAAAUCCAAUGUGAAAAUUUUGCAUCCAUAAUCAGAGUAGUUGCUCAUACUUUCUCAGUUAUAGUAAUUCCAGUUUUUUGGUGUUAACUGUUCGAUUCAGCUACUAAUUGCACACAGAUUGCUUUCAAACGAUUUUCGCACAUUUUCAACUUUUAUCGACUUUUUUUCAAAAUGUUCGAUUUGAAACUUUGGUACGACUAGGAUGGUGUGUGAAGUGUGAAUCAAAUGAGAAAUGCGGACUUCGGAAGGAUAACAGACUCAAAUGAGUUCCCUUAAGAACAACUAGUCUAUUCUCUAUGCAUUAUAUAAUAGCAAGGUAGUUCAUACCUGAGAGAUUAAUUUUUUACCUGGUUUUUUUUUUGAAGCAACUCUGAGUUCUUAAAUUAAGCGAAACGGUUAUUGACAGAAUGAUUUGUGAGUUUCUUCGUCGAAGUUCAUUAUUUCUGAUACAUUUUGUUGAAAACAAAAUUCAAUGAGAAAGCAUUUUUACAUAACUAAAGUCGCUUGAAAAAAAGCCCAAGUCAACCAUUUCCUGAAGUAUUGAUUAUUAAUUCGAUGUGCACCUCACACACCUUUUUAGGGAGAGUUACUGGGUUUUUUAUAUUUUGCACAUCCAUGUGUAGUUUAAAAUCAAACCGGAAAUUGUUUGAGAGUGCAUUCUGUGUCGUCCUACCGCUCUAGAUGAUUUUUUCGAGACAAAGGUAGAAGCGCCGCAUGUUUGAACCAAUAGUAACAUUUUUCAUCUCGGCGAAGCUGUCCUCCAAAGUGCCAACUAAUUUUGCUGCUUUUUCUCUCUUAACGAACUUGCGUUCGUAUUUGGUUUGUACUUUCCACGGGAAGCCCGUUUUAUGUUUAGAAAAAGAGUAAUUAAGCUUUUAUUUUUCACCUUUUUUUCACCCUCUUUUGAUUCACGUUUGUCUCUGAACAUGGUCCUUUUCAUUUGCUUAAUUUCAUUGGGCAGUCAAUGUUUGGGUAUGGGGUUUGACUUGUCAUCAGGAAUGGUGGGCAAUGACACGUGUGCUGCAUCUCUCAAAAUGCUCUAAUUUUUUGAAAAAGAGAUCGUAAAACUUGUAUUUUUUUUUUGGAGCUGUGUUAACUCACAAGGUGAUAGAGUUUCAAUGUCAGUUUUUUUCUCACUCGGCUUCAGAAAGAUUUUCCGACCAUAACAUGCUCUGAACUCACCAUGAGAACACUGAACCCUUCCACGUACACAUCGCAGUUUUUCACGUUGUCUCCAAAUCUCAAAUUAAAAUAAAUUUUGCCAUCAUACAUAUACGAUAACUGUUUUGGCCGCUCGAUGCUGGAAAAAUUUAUUUAACGAAGACCCCUCUGAAAAUUUCGAAAAAUUUAAUUUCUUCUGGAAUAAUUUGUAGGAAAAAGAUUGAAAGAACUUCGGGAUGAUGCCCUGUGUAUCAGCUUCAAAAAUGACAUUUUGAAUUCCCUCGGCUUCAAUUUUUUUUUUCACAGACCACCGUGGCACUUUUCAAGUUCAAGUUCGAAAUUGUUCAAAAUUAUCGAGUUCAGCUCAUGGUUUUGUAAAUCGAGUUCUAGUUUUCCAUAUACAUCGAAAACUUAUGUAACUCUUUUUUUUUUCAGCUGAGAAAGCCUUGAAAACUUGUUGAACUUACUUUUUGAUUUUGAUAAAUCUGAAAUUGAUCAAAAAAGUCAAUGUAGCCUUGUAGAACAACUGAAAUGAGCCUUUUGAGAGAUGUGUGCACGUUUUUUUUUGUGAAGGAGCAUGAGAGCCUUAUUCUCUAAGGCGCAUGCGAGUAUGAGCGCUUUUCGUUUUACAGGAGGAACAUCAGGCUGAGUACGACCUGCAGCUGUCGAUCCAACAGCAACUGGCGGCUAACGCUGCGGCGGCCGCCGCAGCCAAUGGCCUCAGCGCCCAGAUGUCCGCUGCUGGUCCGCAGCAACCGCAGCAGACGGUGCAGCCCACGCAACCCGAUCCGAGCACUAGUUGUAAGCCUUGCCUCCUUUUCUUCCAAAGCAAAACAGUCUCGCAAACGAGCAACUUUCUUCAGUUCAGUUUUUUUUCGGACGGAUUCUCCAAUUUUUUCGUGCUGUUUUAAUGCAUGCCAGACGAUGCAAGAGCAGUUUAUCAUUAACCUUUACUAUGGGCGGAGUUAUAAGUGAUUUUGAGAUUCGAUUUGAAAUUUUUCAUAACUAUUAUUGAACAGUAAUACCAGGUAGGACAUAAAUGAAAUGAAACUUUCCAUUGAUAUGCAUUGAAAAAAUUUCUGUUGAAGAUCGAAAAAUUUUACAAGAUAGGGGCGAAUGGAAACAAUUCGAGAUUUGCUGAAAGUAUUCUAGCAUAAAGUAACAUUUUUUUUUAAUUUUUGAGUCGAUUUUUUUGGCAUUUCAGACAUGCCGCAAAGUCACUUCUCUGCAUUUAGAUGUUAGAGCUCGAAUUCAAAAGAAAUCGCAAAAAUUAAUUACGAUCACAAUCAAAAAUAGUUGAAAUACGUGCCCAUGUGCUUCAAUAUUUUCCAUUCUCAAAUCAAAAGUGAUUUUUAAAAGAAAGUUCGAUAAGGUCAGUCUCAAAAUCGCUUUUUGGGAUGGACAACUCUACAGGUGCUUCAAACGUGCAGAGAUGUCUUGUUUAAAUAUACUUAUGAUUACUGUACUAAACAUAACGUUGUCCAUCCUUGUCCUGCCAAUCGCAGAGUUAAGAGUACCACCCGCAUCGAACGUUGACCUAAUCGAUUGUCGAUUUAUUUGUGUUGCUUGUGUGAACGAAUUACCCACGGUCAGAACUGCUUCGUUUUUGAUUUUAUUUUGCAGUUUUCAGAUCCAUUUUCUGAUUCGUGUCGUGAAAAAUAAGAACCGAAAAAGCUAGCAAAAGUUAGAAUUGUAUUUAUUGGGUUUUAGACUGACGUCAAAACUUCUUAUAAAAUGCAUCAGAGAUGUGAAAUUGACGAGAAUCGCAAAAAAAUAAACCUUAGAUUUUGAUGGCGCAUCGUUUAAUCUUCUAGGCGGCCCGGACUCAGCACCAAAACGUCUUCACGUUUCAAACAUUCCUUUCCGUUUUCGAGAUCCCGACUUGAAAACAAUGUUUGAAAAGUUUGGACCAGUCACGGAUGUUGAAAUAAUUUUCAAUGAACGGGGUAGCAAGGUUAGUUUUUAAAACUAGGUGAAGGACUGAUCAUUUUUUCGUGCAGGGUUUUGGAUUUGUCACAAUGGAGCGACCUGCCGACGCCGAAAAAGCUCGUCAAGAGCUUCAUGGUUCGAUGGUUGAAGGAAGAAAAGUCGAAGUGAAUUGUGCGACGGCACGAAUUCAUUCCAAAAAAGCAAAAACAACCCCAGGUGAGUUGAAAUUUGAACGGUACACGUGUUUGAAGUGUAUUUCAUAUCAGGAAAUUAGAAUUUAGAUGAUCACUGUUUAUUUCCAAAAAAGGUUCUUUGAUGAUUUAUGGAAUAUACCCUACGCCGCUUAUAAAAUCGGAAAAGAUUGUUUUUUAAAACCUAUGCCUAUCCUCAAAUCAUCCUUCAAAAAAUUCUAAACCCUUUUCUGAAGUACAUCUAACCACUCACGUGACUUCGAACGCAAUUUCAAAUGUUUGCAGGCGUUCUGGAGCAGCUGAAUCCUCUGGUAGCCCAAACAGCCUUAGCUGCUCAAGCUCAAGUGAAUCGCGCUUUUCUGAUGCGCAAUCCUCUGGUCACGCAAUCACUACUCCAACGCGGAAGCUUGCUGUCUGGACUGCAGCCGGCAGCCUUCUCUUUGGGAGCCCUGAAUCCUCUGGCUCAACUCCAAGGACAGCCCUUCUUGCUCAACCAGGCGAUGCAGACGACGCCGGUGGCCGCGGCAACUGCUGGCCUGCCUCAGGCCUAUCAACUCGAUCAAGCAACUCUCCAGGCUCUGAUGCAUGAACAGGCUCGCAUCCAAAUGGCUGCAGCAGCCGCUUCACAAGGUAUUCCAAUCAGUUCUUGCGACUUAUCUUCUGAGUUUUCUUUGCAGUUUCGAAUAACGUCCGAAAUCAAACAGCCGCGGCAAGCACAGGUACUUUAGGAGAGCAGUACUUGGGACAAGCUUUGACCGCUGCCAUGCCGGCCCUUCAACUCAACCAGGCCUACCGCACCAUCAACCGGUUCACGCCGUAUUAA